This is a messenger RNA of Mizuhopecten yessoensis (Yesso scallop), 546 nucleotides long. RefSeq names its product monocarboxylate transporter 12-like. Gene Ontology annotation, biological process: transmembrane transport; monocarboxylic acid transport. Gene Ontology annotation, molecular function: monocarboxylic acid transmembrane transporter activity. NCBI's taxonomy places the organism in Eukaryota, Metazoa, Mollusca, Bivalvia, Pectinida, Pectinidae. The record is from RefSeq and is a predicted model, not a curated record. The transcript has 2 exons. The annotation marks the transcript as partial.
GGAUUGCUUUAGGAUUUUUCCAUGGACCUAGCACUUACGUCAUCGGUCAAUACUUUGAGAAGAGGCGAAGCCUAGCAAAUGCUUGUAUGGCAGCAGGUGGAAGUAUCGGUGGUCUCGUUCUACCAUCACUCUUCCAGAACCUUCUUGAGACUUACGGCCUUCGCGGAGCUCUACUCCUCACGUCAGCAGUGAUCUUUCACACAUCGAUUGGUGCCAUGUUGAUGCGCCCACCAACUUACUACAUCCAACCCGGCAAUCAAGACGUUCAUUUAAUGAAAGAAAACAAAGAGGAUGAUGGUCCAAUCACAAAUGAUAUUUCCCAACUGCAGGCUUCUGCAGAUUUCUCUGCACAAGAGACGACAGGUGAUUUAAACGGCCCGGACAGGGAAAGAAAAUCGUGCCUGUCGGUAAUCUUAAACGACCUGUCACUUCUCCGGAAUCCCGUCAUGGUGUUAUUCCUGUUCGUCUACUGCAUGGGGAGUAUAGGAUCGGCUUAUGGCCAUAUUUACAUCACGGCCCUAGCACGCGACAUUGGCAUCAAUUCUG